Molecule: messenger RNA, 2848 nt
Organism: Rattus rattus (black rat)
Lineage: Eukaryota; Metazoa; Chordata; Mammalia; Rodentia; Muridae
Gene: Inpp5a
Product: inositol polyphosphate-5-phosphatase A
Exons: 16
Coding region: 309-1547 (412 amino acids)
Biological process (GO): phosphatidylinositol dephosphorylation
Molecular function (GO): inositol-polyphosphate 5-phosphatase activity
Source: RefSeq, a predicted model, not a curated record
GCGGGACUUGUCCCAGCCGGAGUCGGCGGCGGCGGCUGCGGGAACUUUCCCGGCGGGUCUAAUGGCUGCGCGCGGGCCGCUGUGAGGCGCGGCGGCGAGCGGGCGCGGGGCCGCGGAGCAACGAAGAGCCAGCGACCGCAAGGCUGGAGUCCCGGCCAGGCCCGGUCCGACCCGCCAAGCCCGCGAUGCGCCCCAGUGCUGUCCCCCGGCGCAGCUGACGCCCCGCGGCCCCGCGAGACCCCAGCCCUACCGGCCCCGCAGGAAGCGGCCGCCGCCACCCAGUCCAGAGCCCGCUCCGCCCGGGCACCAUGGCGGGGAAGGCGGCCGCCCCCGGCACCGCGGUCCUGCUGGUCACGGCCAACGUGGGCUCGCUCUUCGACGACCCAGAAAACCUGCAGAAGAACUGGCUUCGGGAAUUUUAUCAGGUCCUGCACACACACAAGCCUCACUUCAUGGCCUUGCACUGCCAAGAAUUCGGAGGGAAAAACUACGAGGCCUCCAUGUCUCAUGUGGACAAAUUUGUCAAGGAACUACUGUCCAGUGAUGCAAUGAAAGAAUACAACAGGGCUCGUGUCUACCUGGAUGAAAACUACAAGUCCCAGGAGCACUUCACGGCACUAGGAAGCUUUUAUUUUCUUCAUGAAUCCUUAAAAAACAUCUACCAGUUUGACUUUAAAGCUAAGAAGUAUAAAAAAGUCACUGGCAAGGAGAUCUAUUCGGACACUUUGGAGAGCACACCCAUGCUGGAGAAGGAGAAGUUCCCACAGGACUACUUUCCCGAGUGCAAAUGGUCAAGAAAAGGCUUCAUCAGGACGCGGUGGUGCAUUGCUGACUGUGCCUUCGACUUGGUGAACAUCCAUCUUUUUCAUGAUGCAUCCAACUUAGUGGCCUGGGAGACAAGCCCCUCCGUGUACUCGGGUGUCAGGCACAAGGCUCUGGGCUAUGUGCUCGACAGAAUCAUCGACCAGCGAUUUGAAAAAGUUUCCUACUUUGUCUUCGGUGAUUUCAACUUCCGCCUGGAUUCCAAGUCUGUUGUAGAGACACUUUGCACAAAGGCCACAAUGCAGACAGUCCGGGCUGCUGAUACCAAUGAAGUUGUAAAGUUGAUAUUUCGGGAGUCAGACAAUGACCGUAAGGUCGUGCUCCAGUUGGAAAAGAAGCUCUUCGACUACUUCAACCAGGACGUCUUCCGGGACAACAAUGGCACUGCGCUCUUGGAAUUUGACAAGGAGUUGUCUGUCUUUAAGGACAGACUGUAUGAACUGGACAUCUCAUUCCCCCCCAGCUACCCAUACAGUGAGGAUUCCAGCCAGGGAGAACAGUACAUGAACACGAGAUGCCCCGCUUGGUGUGAUCGAAUCCUCAUGUCCUUGUCUGCCAAGGAGCUGGUUCUUAAGUCAGAGAGCGAGGAGAAGGUUGCCACCUACGACCACAUCGGGCCUAACGUCUGCAUGGGAGACCACAAGCCGGUGUUCCUGGCCUUCCGAAUCGCACCCGGGGCAGGUAAACCUCACGCCCAUGUACACAAGUGUUGUGUCGUGCAGUGACGUGGUGGGAAGAGGUGCCAGCGCCAUGAGAGGAUCCUCGAGAGACCUCCCUGUAGCAGUGUAUCGAACUCAUCCUCCUAACAGCUGCAUCGGAACCGCCCAAGCAUCACCUGCUAGAAGGCCGGCCCCACACUUCGCUUCAGCCUCCGGACCUCCGGAAAGCCUCACAUACCUCACUGUCGUGUCUGUCACGUGACAUUGUAGACAUAUUGGGUUUAAUCAAGCCACAGUCCUAUUGCCAAAACUCUAACAGACAGCAGAGCGCCUGUAUUUUAGACUUCACAGUUUUCCAUUUUUAACGAUUGUCUGUGGAGGAAGCUUCUCCAUUUAGAGCCCCAGGUGUCCAGCGUCCCUCUCUGCCAGGAGGAAUGUGCCGGGCACUAGCCCAGGCAGCAAGACUGCCCUGUGCUCAAGCCCGAGGCCCCGAGGUCUGACUCUCCUGCCAUGUUACGUGGCGUGAGAAUCACACUGCAGCUGCUUUCCAUUUUUAUAUAUAAAUACAUAUAAAUAUAUACUUUUUAAAAAUAAUUUAUAAAUCUUACCAAAACUUAUGCUGAAUAUACUUUCCAGUAUGAGUGCACGAGUGUCCUGAGCAGGCAGAACCGCAGUCUAGUUGAAUGGCGAGUCCAUCAGCAGUCAGCACCUGUUCCUGAGACAAGACCUAGCACGUGCCCAGGGCGAGGGGCCCUGUGGUAUGCCUGGACUAGCAGCUUGUCACUCUUCUGCCUUUUUCUGUGUAUAUUAAGAACUGAAUGUGAAGUUUAUAGCUAGCCUGGGUGUACCUUUUAAGAAUUUUGUAAACCGUUUUGUCUGUCUUUUGUUACCGUUUUAUGGUGCCAAGUAGCCUACAUUAAAACCAUAAUCUUGUGGGAGAAUUAGAAGUAGCCUCGUCCACUUCCCACAGAUUGCUUCUAGCAUGGGCUGUGUGUAAACCCGGCAGAAAAGCGACGGUGAUGCUGGGCACAGCCUGUUGCCGGACUCGCACCCAGCACUGAGAACCGCGGAAGGUGCCUGCGGAGCCUGCUGAGGAAACACAGCGUGCUUUUAUUGAUUUACUUCUGAACACUACAGUUCCUGGAUGGGGCGGAGGCGCGAGUUAACGUCGGUUUCCCUAGAAAUCACUCAAGGCCAGCCUGUGUCCUUGAUGCCAGGGUUGGGUCUGUGACUGCCAUGGUCGCUGCUUGCCAAUGUGCCAUGUCCGAAGCGGUUGUCCGUGGGUUCCAGCUGUGGGUCCUUCCUUCGAAGGCCUCUGGAAGUGACUGCUCGGUUCCUAAGCAAUAAAAUUGAUCAUGGUGAAAACA